AGGGCAACGAGAGAGAAGCAGGGAUCACUCAUGGCCUACGUCGAUCACACAUUCUCCAUCGGCGACGACGAGCCGGCGGGCACGCCCAUCGAUGGCCGAUCGCCAGUCAAGGAGAUCGCCCUGGCGGCGGCGUGCCUGGGGCUGGGCAGCGUGUCCAUGGUCGCGGGGCUAGUCAUGAUGUAUCACAGAGUCGGGGGCGACAAAGCUCACGGGAUUGCGUUCAUGGUGCUUGGCGGCCUCGUUUUCAUGCCCGGGAUCUAUCAGUCAAGAACAGCCUACUACGCUUACAAGGGCUACAAGGGCGUCUCUUUCACCUCCAAUCUAGCGGCAGUGUGAGAGGAUCUGGAACUCUUUUUUUCUCUCUUCGUCUUUCUUGCUGGCCAGAGCUUUGGGAAGCAAGCAAGCUUGGCGUUGGCGACCGAGAGAUCGAUUCUCGGUCGAGAGAGAUUCUUGUACAUAAACCAAAGGAAAUAAGUUUUGUCCAUUCAUUGUUCUUGGAAGAA
Molecule: messenger RNA, 503 nt
Organism: Selaginella moellendorffii
Lineage: Eukaryota; Viridiplantae; Streptophyta; Lycopodiopsida; Selaginellales; Selaginellaceae
Product: transmembrane protein 230
Exons: 2
Coding region: 31-336 (101 amino acids)
Cellular component (GO): endomembrane system
Source: RefSeq, a predicted model, not a curated record